Messenger RNA from Phytophthora infestans T30-4, 513 nucleotides. RefSeq lists its product as uncharacterized. The record is from RefSeq and is a predicted model, not a curated record. The coding region runs from base 1 to 513 and encodes 170 amino acids. The transcript has a single exon. Lineage: Eukaryota; Oomycota; Peronosporomycetes; Peronosporales; Peronosporaceae.
AUGAACCAGCGUGCGGCACAGUACGCUAAGGCUGCCGUUCGAGGCAAGGUUGCUACGUUAGAUAGAUCUGAGGAAGACCCGAGUGAUCCACACGUAUAUCGCAAAGGGAGCCCCGUGAAAGCACGGUCUCCUAAUGACUCUCCAUUGCUGGGAACGACCGACGACCCUGGAGACGAUGAAGGCGACGACCUCGUGGACGGUCUAGAUGAAACAACAGCUUACGACGCCCUUCUACAAGAUCAGGCAGAGAUGCAGGCCAGAUUUACGUUUAAGGACGAGACUCGGAAGACCCUCGGAGACAAAUUCAUCGCCGCGAUGCGUCGGAAGCGUCGAAUGCUUAAACGCAACGAGAACCUCCGCUUCCGCGAGUUGUACAAGCCCCCAGAGCCCAUUGCCGUGCUGUUGGUGGUCGUGGUGGCGGCGGCAGUGACGCUUAUCACUCGAGAGCCAUGCGCUCUGUAUCAGGCAAAUAAUAAAAUUAAGCCGAACUUGACUAUUAUACGGAUAAAUUAA